Aspergillus tubingensis is the source of this 855-nucleotide messenger RNA. RefSeq names its product fumarylacetoacetate hydrolase family protein. Bases 1 to 855 code for a protein of 284 amino acids. Lineage: Eukaryota; Fungi; Ascomycota; Eurotiomycetes; Eurotiales; Aspergillaceae. The transcript is spliced from 4 exons. Gene Ontology annotation, molecular function: catalytic activity. The record is from RefSeq and is a predicted model, not a curated record.
AUGGCUGCCUCCAGAUUUCAACGUCUUAUCCGCUUCGUCGCACCCACAGGCGAGACACACUUCGGGGAGGUUCCUAAGGACCACCACUGGUCCCAGAGCCUGAUCGGAGUCACGGCGCCCAUCUAUGAGGGAUCAGGUCCCUUUGAUGAGAACUUCAAGCUCAGCGAAAAGAGCGCUGAAGUCAAGGAGCUGCUGAGUCCCUUGGUUGAUGUCCCGUUUAUCUAUGGGGUGGGAUUAAAUUAUAAGCAGCAUGCAGAUGAGGCGGGGGUUCCUCUCCCUGAAGUCCCUAAGACGUUUGUCAAGUAUCCUGAUGCCAUGGCGGGCCCCUACGACGACAUCCCACUGCACCGUGAAGCGCGCGAUGUAGACUACAAGGGAGAGCUUGUCUUCGUCAUGGCCUCGACUGUCAAAAACCUCGAUGACAAAACUAAUGCCCUUUCACUCGUGCUUGGUUACACGAUCGGCAACGACCUCUCCAGCCGCUGGUGGCAAGCAGCCGCAAAGGGCUCGCAGUCCAAUUACGCCAAAUCCUUCGACAAAUUUGCUCCGCUGGGCCCCGUUCUCGUCUCCUCUCAGUUGAUUCCCGACCCAGCUUCCCUCACCCUUCGUACAUGGGUAAAUGGCGAGAAGAGGCAGCAGUCUGGAAUAGAUGACCUGAUAUUCGAUGUGCCGGCUCUGAUCCGGUUCUUCAGUCAGGGGAGGACGCUCAGAAGUGGGGCGGUGGUGAUGACGGGGACACCGGCAGGGGUGGGCAGCUUUCUGGAAGGCGAAGCUAAGUUCUUGAAGGAGGGCGAUGUGGUGGAGAUUGAAGUGGAGGAAAUUGGGAGGAUACGAAAUCGUAUCACUAGAGAGUAG